UGAAAGGACGCUCGUAAAAAGAAGUCACACAUCUUUUAAACAAUUCUACUUCGUGUGUAAAAUCCGAAUGAAUAGCACCUGGAUCGCAAGUUUAAAGCCUUGUAAUGUGUGGCAUGCCCAUAAAAAUGAGAGUUGCAAGUUGCCCCGUGGUGCCAUGAGUUGUCAGAGUGUAGGAGCUGUGAGGCAUCAUGACCUCGAGCAAAAACAAGAGCCAGACAUCUCUGGUGCUCCACAAGGUGAUCAUGGUGGGCAGCGGCGGCGUGGGAAAAUCCGCCCUCACGCUGCAGUUCAUGUACGAUGAGUUUGUGGAAGAUUAUGAGCCCACCAAAGCCGACAGCUACCGGAAGAAGGUGGUCCUUGACGGAGAGGACGUUCAGAUCGACAUUCUGGACACGGCAGGGCAGGAGGACUACGCCGCCAUCAGAGACAACUACUUCCGCAGUGGAGAAGGCUUUCUGCUUGUCUUUUCUAUCACAGAAUAUGAGUCUUUUGUGGCCACAUCAGAGUUCAGGGAGCAGAUUUUGCGUGUGAAAGAAGAGGAUGCCAUUCCUAUGCUGUUGGUAGGGAACAAGGCGGACCUGGAGGAUCGGCGGAAAGUUUCUGUAGAUGAGGCGGUGGCAAAAGUCAACGAGUGGGGCAUUCAGUAUGUGGAGACGUCAGCCAAGACCAGAGCCAAUGUGGAUAAGGUGUUCUUUGACCUUAUGCGUGAGGUGCGCAAGAAGAAAAUGGCUGAGAGCAAAGACAAAAAUGGGCCAAGUGGAAAGAAGAAGAAAAAGCGCUGCUGCAUACUUUAACAUGUGAAAGAACACAAAUGCUGCACAUGCCUGACAAUCGCCAAGCCAGCUCCUCCUAAUCAGGACCAACACUUGAGCCCAAAAUCAUGUGACAGGAAGUAGCUGGAGUGCCUGUUCCUCAUCAGUGUGGUUGUCUGAAAAUCACCAGUGUCAACUUACCUGUGUGGACUUUUGCUUGCUUCUAUUCACAAUUUCAGAUCACACUUUUUGAGCAUGAACAACAUCCACAUUCUCUCCACGCUUUUGUGUUUACCCCCUAAACAUUAUAAAGAUUGCGAAUGAACUCCUCUAUAUGUUCACUACAGACGUUAUUACAUGACAAAUGUUGUUUGAUAAUAAAAUAACCUUCCUUGAUUGUUGUA
Molecule: messenger RNA, 1156 nt
Organism: Corythoichthys intestinalis (scribbled pipefish)
Lineage: Eukaryota; Metazoa; Chordata; Actinopteri; Syngnathiformes; Syngnathidae
Product: ras-related protein ralB-B-like
Exons: 5
Coding region: 189-794 (201 amino acids)
Biological process (GO): Ras protein signal transduction
Cellular component (GO): plasma membrane
Molecular function (GO): GTPase activity; GTP binding; GDP binding
Source: RefSeq, a predicted model, not a curated record